Molecule: messenger RNA, 2615 nt
Organism: Anoplophora glabripennis (Asian longhorned beetle)
Lineage: Eukaryota; Metazoa; Arthropoda; Insecta; Coleoptera; Cerambycidae
Product: G1/S-specific cyclin-D3-like
Exons: 5
Coding region: 174-1097 (307 amino acids)
Biological process (GO): regulation of cyclin-dependent protein serine/threonine kinase activity; positive regulation of G1/S transition of mitotic cell cycle; mitotic cell cycle phase transition
Cellular component (GO): cyclin-dependent protein kinase holoenzyme complex; cytoplasm; nucleus
Molecular function (GO): cyclin-dependent protein serine/threonine kinase regulator activity
Source: RefSeq, a predicted model, not a curated record
AUCAGAAGCAACAACAACUACAGAGCUUUAACGAUAGCACCAAAAAGAAAUACAUAGAAGGGAACUAAGCCCUACAAAAACUAAUGAGUAACUUGUGAUAUUUUUUUUCGAUUUUACUUAGUGUGAUAAGUGUUUGUAACGUGUGACUGAGAGAAAUACUGCAUCGGAGGAACAUGGACUUGUACUGUUGCGAACAAUCAGCAGAAAAUGAAACUAAGGCUUAUGAUGAUCCCACUCUACUCCAAGACAGAGUACUUAAGAAUCUGCUCAAAACGGAGGAUAGAUAUGUGUUACCGUACCCGGCCUCUUUCGUCGUUCAGAAAGAAGUCACCACGGAGAUGAGAAAAAUCGUCGCCGAAUGGAUGAUGGAGGUGUGUGAGGAGCAAAAGUGUCAAGAAGAAGUCUUCUCCUUAGCAAUGAACUAUAUGGACAGAUUUUUAAUGUGUUGUUCGAUUAAGAAAAACCAACUACAAUUGUUGGGCACCGCGUGUAUGUUACUAGCGUCAAAAUUAAGGGAGUCUAGGCCCCUAGCUGGGGAGACUCUAGUGUACUAUACGGACCAUAGUGUUUCAAAACAACAACUUUGGAAAUGGGAACUUCUAGUCUUAAGCAAACUAAAGUGGGACGUGGCGGCGGUAACUCCCCAAGACUUCCUUAAGCACCUCCUAAACAGGCUGCCACUGGAAGAUAAGUGGAACAUAAACUACGACAUGGUCCUGAGUCAUGCAAAGACCCUCAUCACCCUGUGUGCCAGAGAGUUCGUGUUCUCGAGGUACCACCCAAGCAUAAUCGCCUGUGCGAGUAUCGCCUCGGCGCUAUGCGGGGUGGGGUGGGUAUGCAAGAGUGGGCGGUCGCCGGAGGACCUGCUCCAGAAGCUGACUGAAAUAACUUGCAUCGAAAAGGAAUAUGUAGAGCAGUGCCUGAUCCAGAUAGACAAUAUGAUCCGGGAAUCUAGUGUCGUGGAGUACGAAAUACGAAGUAGCGAAACCACACUUAUCGAAGAACUGAGGCCAGGUGAAUUUACUCCACCUCCAACAAAGAACAAGGAUCAUGAAACUGCUCUCAAUCCAACAGACGUACACAACAUACAUUUCUAAACCGUUUACAAGUGAUAGUGAUAAUUUAGAGCUUCCAUAAAUGACUGUACAUAUAAAUAAUUUUACAGAGUGCGUACCUUAUAUACUUUUUUUGUUGAAAAAGAUGAAAUGUUUAUCUCUGCUUUCGAGGAAGCAAAUAGUCAGUAAGGAGUAUACCCAGAAUAAAUUUGAAAUCAGAUUUUGAAAUCGACGAUAUCUACAGAUUUUGUGCUUUCUUACUUAGUUUAAAAUUUAUUGGGGAAAUUUAUUUGGGUAAAGGUGAUCAUUUUGGGUUACGCCUUUAAUUGGCUAAUGAUAUUAGCCUAGAAAAGAGUGGUAAAGAGAAGAUUUGAUUGCAGUGACAUUAAACUUCGGGGGAAGGCAAUAAAAUACGCUUUAAGUGAUAAACUACAUAGUUUAAAAUCCUUGUAUUUUUGUAUUGAUUGACCAUUCUGGAAAUCGUAACGGCAAGAGUGCAGAAUAUUCUGUCUUUAACUUGAUGAACAAUAUAAUUAUUGUAACGAACAAUUAUAUGAAUUUUAUGGCUAUGUAAUUGUUCAUUGAUUAUGUUGGUCAUAUCUGCAAACUUUGCACUCAAGUUAGAUUUAUUAGAAAUCACUGUUUCUUGCAGAUUUUCUAGAGGCACUAAUAGUCAUUUGUAAAUACACAAUAUUUUCUGUUCCUAUUUUUGGAAAACUGUUCCAAUGAUCUAGGUUAAAGCCAUAGAAUUUAAAUUUUCGAUAGAUUCUGAUGCACAAAUUUCAUUAUGAUAGAAGCUGACAAAGUAAUAAAAGCCUUUGUUGUUGAAUCUCAUUUUGGAUGAUAAAAAUGAUUAAUAAUCUUAUGAUGAAAUUUGUGAGACAGAAUGUUAUGAAUCUAUAAAGACUGCAUGCUAUAUAGAGAGCAACGACUUAAUUAUAAUAACUACUUUAAUUAAAUCGUACAAAAUCUAUGUUUUCAUAACAACCCGAUUACAAUAGUUCUAAAGAGAAAUCAAUGCAAUUUAAAACAAGUAUUUAAUUUAAUCAUAAUAAUAAAUAUAUGCUUUUUAUUUAUCCACAUUUAUUGUUUUCUUUAUUAUAGUUUUCUUUGAUUCUAUAUGUGAUUUCUUUUUUAUUUGCGUUAAUAUUUGUGAUUUUGCAAUUGUAUAUUAUAUCUUAUAAGUGAUCAAAAGUGAUUUAAAAUUUAUGCAACAAUAUUAUAUAAGCCAAUAUUUGUACCUAAAAUGCUUGGGCAUAUACCGAUAUAUUAAAUGAAAAUAUUAGUUGCUUAAACAUUAAUAAUGUAAAUAGUUUUAUAUAUUGUACAUAUUUAUAUAUAAAAACAAACCAUUCAUCCAACCACAAAUCACUGCCAUUUUACACGAAAUAUUUCAAUUUGCUCAUAACUUACAAUAGUUCAAUUUUAUAUACCUCAAUUUCAGUUCCAUCUACAUAAUCAACAGAUAUUUAUAUAUUGUACAGAUUUAAUUUUAAUCAUAUAUGCUUUUAUUGUAUAUAUCAUCUAAGAGAAUUUUUAUAAUACAUAAAACGUUUUCUA